GGAGUGGACUUUCAGUUACAGGGUUAUUAAGUAUGGCGAGCGAUGAGCCGAGGGGCAAUCAAGGCGGAUAUAACAGUGGGGGAGGAGAUCGCAAUCACGACCGGGAGCGUGAACGAGAUCGUGGUCGCGAGAGAGAGCGUGAGCUUGACCGCGAUCGCAAUCGGGAUCGAGACUCCGAUCGGGAGUAUGAUCGGAACCGAGACCGGAGCCAGAGGCGUGGACCACCGAGAUGUUUCAAGUGUCACAAGAAGAAGGCUAAGGAAUUAGCUAAGCAGAAAGCGGAGGAAGAGAAGAUUGAACGUGAGCAGCGUGUGGCCCGCAAGGAGGCCAAGGCGAGGAAAGCGGAAGAGAGGGAAUUGAAACUGGCCAAGAACGUGGAUAUGCAGCUAUCAUUGAAGAUCGGCGAACUACGAGACGAGAUUCGGCAGGAACUACGGAGGGUUAUGACCGGGAAAAGCAAGGCGAAGAGCUCUUCGGGUGUGAGCGGGAGCGGAUCCAGUGGGGACAGCGAUGGGGGAUCCGAGGACCUGAGUGCACGUACCAAGCAGCUAACCAUCAGCGAGAAGCGAAAGAGGGGUGUCGAGCCUGUUUUCGAAGACAGUCCGCCUACGGUUGUACCUCCGAAGCGUACACCGCGGAGACGGUCAGGGAUCAAACGGAUUCGCCUGACACCUCGGUUGAAGUCGUGCACACCGAAAGUGAAGUCUCGUAGUACGACGAAGCCCAAGAGCCGACAGGCAUCUAAUAUGAAGAUUCCGGCAGAGAGAGGAGACCACGAUGGCUACAGGAGCGGAGGAGGAGUUUGGGACCGUGACAGGGACCGUGAUCGGUAUCGUGCCCAUGAUUGGGACCGAGACCAAGACCGAGGGCGGAAGCCGAGCAGCGAUCGCGAGCGAGAACGAGAGCGGGGACAAAGGUGUGGACCACCUGGAUGUUUUCGAUGCCAACGAGUUGGGCACUACGCAAACCAGUGCAGCUGGUUCGAUGCUCCUAGAACAACAGGAGACUCUCAACGAGCAAGGUCGUCAUCUCCAAGGCGUGGAUUUCAAGGGCAGUCCUCGUCAUCCGGAGAGUCACGCCGUACACCUGAGUUGGAGAAACUGGAACGGAACGUGGCCAGUUUGCAGGAAUACAUUCAGCUAGAACGUGCGAAGAAGGAUGAGAAGGAAGCCAGGAAGAAGGCAAAGGCUCUUGCCAAGCAGCGUGAGGAAGAGGGGAGACUUGAGCGAGAGAGAAGCAUCGCCAAGAAGAUCGAAAAGGAGAAGCGUGCUGAAGAGAAACAGUUGGAACUGGCAAAAAGUGUGGACACUCAAUUGUUUUUGAAGAUCGGCGAAUUACGAGAUGAAAUUCGGCAGGAAUUACGCCGGGCUAUUAAGGGGAAAAACAAGGCGAAGUCACAAACAUCCAACGAUGAAGAGUCGGGGAACGAAAGUGAUGACGGUACUAAUGACUUGAACAUUCGUACUGGUCAACUCACGAUCAAUGAGAAACGCAAACGGGGAGAGGAACCAGUUUUCGAAGAUAGUAGCCCUCCAAUGAUCGUCCCACCGAAACGUACUCCAACUAGACACAAAGGGAUGAAGGAAAUCAAGACACCUCGAUCGAAGACCCGCACCCCGAGGACAAAGAUGAAGUCACGUACCAAGUUGAGGACAGGGGGUCAACGAACCCCGGCGAAGAAGAUUCCGGCGAAGUACGAAACGGUGGGGCAUUAUCAAUAUUUGGAGACUGUUCGACGUGAGCUAAUCGAUUGCGACGCAAAAACGCUGGAGGCAAAAUGUAGGGAUGCCGGUAUCGAGUAUCGCGGAAAAAUGUAUGCGAUCUUUGAUAUCGCAUACCAGAAGGCCAUGGUGGCAUACGGAUCGGAGCAGGAGGGUGGAACGGUUGUACAUGAGGUUGUUGGAGAAGGCAUGAAUACGGGGGGUGAUAGCGGUGGAAAUGAGGAGGUAACUAUUGAUCCUAACCAUGAGUAAGGGUGCGCGACUCUGCGGCGUCAAUACCAUUU
Molecule: messenger RNA, 2005 nt
Organism: Chara braunii
Lineage: Eukaryota; Viridiplantae; Streptophyta; Charophyceae; Charales; Characeae
Source: the annotation of a GenBank genome assembly